CUGGGAUUCUAGUUACUCCUCUCUGUCUCUCUCUAUUUCUAAUUUUAUCACUCCUUCUCUUUCAACCACAACUACUGAUCUCCAUCCGAAAUGCUAGUAAAAAAAAAAAAAAUGAUACUCAAAACUUCCCAGCCCCAUGAUUAACUCCUCUCUUCCUGCUCUCAGCUUAUUCUUUCCGGGAGAUGGGUAAAAAACGGAGUGGCUGGUUCUCGUCAGUAAAGAAAGUCUUUCAACCAUCUGCCAACAAAGAAUUACCAGAGAAAAAGAAAGAUAAUGUAGAGAAAUGGCAAUUACAAGAAGCUCCUGAAGUAGUUUCAUUUGAACAUUAUCCAGCCGGGAGUUCACCGGAUGUGACAAAUGAUGAGAGCACGGGAUCGACUACGGUGAGUAAUUCCGAGGACAAAGAUCAUGCAAUUGCAGUUGCUGCAGCAGCUGUCGCCGCAGCUAAAGCAGCAGCCAAAGUUGUUCGAUUGCCUGGUUAUGGCCGCCACUCCAAGGAAGAAUGCGCUGCAACUCUUAUUCAAUCUCAUUACAGAGGCUACCUGGCUCGGCGAGCUUUGCGAGCCUUGAAGGGCUUGGUGAGGCUACAGGCGUUAGUAAGAGGGCACAAUGUGCGAAAGCAAGCCCAAAUGACUAUGCGAUGCAUGCAAGCGCUGGUGCGAGUGCAGGCAAGAGAAAGAGCUCGCAGGCUGCAGUUGGCUCACGGGAAGCAUCACAAGAGAGGGGAAAAAGAAUACGGACACGAAGAAGAUGAAAAGCUGAACAAGCCUAGGUGCCCGUUGAAGCAAUAUGUAGGCGGUCGCCAUCAAAAGUCUGAGAAACUCAAUGAAAAUGCUUCAAGAAAACAUGAUUCUUUGAUGAAAAGAGAGAGAGCCCUUGCUUAUGCUUAUGCCUAUCAGCAGCAACAGCAACUCACACAACCUGACCACAAAAAUGGUGAAGAUGGCGUUGCACUAUACGGCCACGAGCGAGAAAGAGCACAAUGGGGAUGGAACUGGCUGGAGCGUUGGAUGUACGUGCAGUCCUAUAACGGCCAUCACGUACCCCAACAUGAAGCGUCUUACAUGACACUCACCACCACCUCCACAACCGACGACAUGUUAUCAGAGAAAACCCUAGAAAUUCAUUCUAGCAGCGUCGCCACCACUGCCAUGCCCAUGCAGCACAACCGCGACUUGCUAGACUCUAACUCUUACUCAACGCGCCAACUGCACCAAAAACAACCCGGCUACAUGGCACCAACACAGUCAGCGAAAGCGAAGGUGAGAAGUCAAAACCAUAGCCCAGGCACAAACAAACAAAGGCGUUCUCCCAGUUCACCUCAAUGGAACACAUCAACCAAGAAAUGUGCUUCAGUUUUUGGUUCAGGCUAUGAUUCUUCUUGCAUUUCUGGUGGUGGAACAGCAAGUUUUCAAGCUUCAAGGAGUCCAAGACAAGGUUAUUUUAAUGGGAUCCGGAUACAGGCGAGGCAGGUUUCUGAUGCGUGCUCAGAUUUGUCGGGCGGGGCUGAAAUUUGGGGCAGGCUGCCUCUAAGCAGUGGUAGUGGUGGUGGUGGUCAUGGUUGGAGGCAUGAUUUUGGUUGAUUGAAUUCAUUUUGAGUUUUUCUAAUAAUUUCUUUUAUAAUUAACAUUUAAUGUGAUGAAAUUGGAGUUGGAACAUGUUAAUUAUAACAUUACUAUUUAUUUAAUUAUUGGGAGGUGAAGAUGUUCUGAUUUUCCUAAA
Mangifera indica (mango) is the source of this 1722-nucleotide messenger RNA. RefSeq names its product protein IQ-DOMAIN 21-like. The record is from RefSeq and is a predicted model, not a curated record. The transcript is spliced from 5 exons. Lineage: Eukaryota; Viridiplantae; Streptophyta; Magnoliopsida; Sapindales; Anacardiaceae. Gene Ontology annotation, molecular function: protein binding. Bases 183 to 1583 code for a protein of 466 amino acids.